Musa acuminata subsp. malaccensis (wild Malaysian banana) is the source of this 1607-nucleotide messenger RNA. The record is from RefSeq and is a predicted model, not a curated record. Lineage: Eukaryota; Viridiplantae; Streptophyta; Magnoliopsida; Zingiberales; Musaceae.
GACUUAUCCUCCUCACAUCUCAAUGAUUCAGCAAAGCAAUCAUUCAGCCGCUUUAUACUGCGCGCCGCCUGGCAUCUCACUUACAUCUACCAUAUCGGACAUGGAUUUGUUUGAUAUAUUUCUCCAUCAUUGAAUCCAGAGACUGGCACUAAGAAAUAGAAAGCAUGGUUCAUUGAUCAGGUGUUUGUGGUCUUCCUCCCGCGAGCAGAGUGUUGGAGAUCCUGCAAAGAAGGAUGUAGACAGUUGAGAGAGAGAGAGAGAGAGAGAGAGAGAGAGAGAGAGAGAGAGAGAAGACACGAAGCUUAUUAUAAGAGGAAGUAAGCCGUAGCACAAUUUUGCUCACCAACUCCAGCGCAAAGAAUGAGGCUCUCAAUCUUCUUCUUCUUCCUUCUCCUUUUCCCUUGCUUCCACCUCUCCGGUUCUCAGAGCUACAACGCACUAUUUAGCUUCGGCGACUCGCUCUCCGACACCGGCAACGUCGUCGUCGCCGGACUGCCUUACGGCAUGAGCUUCUUCGGCCGGCCCACCGGCCGUUGCUCCAACGGACGCCUAGUCAUAGAUUUCAUCGCCGAGGCACUUGGGCUGCCGCUGCUUCCACCGUCCACCGCGAAGGGCAAAAGCUUCCUUAAAGGCGCCAACUUUGCUUACACUGCCGCCACCACACUCGGCUUCCGCUUCUUCCACCGGCUAGGACUCAGCAGCGGUCUAUGGGUCAACGCCUCCCUGAGCACCCAAAUAAGGUCGUUCGAGCAGAUGAUGCCUUCUCUCUGCAACUCUUCUCAAGAAUGCAAGGAGUACUUGAGCAAAUCCCUCUUCGUGGUCGGAGAGUUUGGUGGGAACGACUAUAACACUCCCAUCUUUGCCGGCAGGAGCUUGAAACAAGUGUAUACUUUCGUGCCCAAAGUCAUCCACGCAAUCCAUUCCGGUGUUGAGAGGUUGAUCGGCCAUGGGGCGACUGAGAUCGUGGUGCCGGGAAUGCUACCGAUCGGGUGCUUCCCCAUGUUCUUAACCUUGUACAGUACAUCGAAUACAAACGAUUACACCGACAUCGGAUGCUUGAACAAGUUCAAUGACUUGACAUCCUACCACAACUCUUUGCUGCGCCGGCGUCUGCGCGGGCUGCAGCGGAGGUACUCAUGGACGAGGAUCAGAUACGCCGACUUCUUCGACCCCACGAUUCAGUUCAUUACCAGUCCGACACAGUACGGAUUCAGUGAUGGCGGAGCUCUAAAGGCGUGCUGCGGGGCAGGUGGGAGAGGAGACUACAAUGUGAAUCUGGAGGCCAAGUGUGCCGAGCCAGGCUCGGAUGUGUGCUCAGAUCCAUCGAUGUACGUGAGCUGGGAUGGGAUUCACUUGACUGAAGCGGCUUAUCGCCUCAUAGCCAAUGGUUGGCUCAAAGGUCCUUAUGCAAAUCCACCAAUCCUGCAACAAAACUAGAGCUACUGUGGUGCAUGUUAUUGGCCACAGUUCCACCACCAAAUCCAAGUCAAUAGCUUAGCUUUGGAUCCAUGUGUUCUUUCGAUGUCUGUGUAUCAUCCAUUCAAUGGUUACUAAUAAGUGUGUUCUUUUGCAUUCUUAUAGCUUAAAUCCAAAUGGAUAAUAGUUAA